Molecule: messenger RNA, 4173 nt
Organism: Penicillium olsonii
Lineage: Eukaryota; Fungi; Ascomycota; Eurotiomycetes; Eurotiales; Aspergillaceae
Source: the annotation of a GenBank genome assembly
AUGACUACUGCGAUGGCGCAGAGUCUUGAGUCCAGGCCUACUGUCGUGGACUUUCGCGAUGACAGCCCGUGGGUGCAACUCGCCAAGUCCCACUGGUUGGAUGCGAAAGUCCGCAAGGCUAAACCAGAUGUGAUCAAGAAGCAAUUGUGGGAUCCUUUGGAGGCGGAGGCCUUCAGCAGUCGAUCUCUGUUGAUUUUGGAGAAUCUCAACAUCCUCGAGAAGUUCUUAUGGCCGACCUACACUGGAGAUGCUUCCAACCACCACGUACUAUUAAUCGCUUUAAUAGUGAGCGUAAAGCACCGCGAACAUCUGCCCAUAUGGGAUAUCUUCUCCGAUCGCGCCGAUGACUUCUCCAAUCUCUUCCACCGCAUUCUCUCCAUGAGCAUCGACCCCUCCCUCCCUACACGCUCCCGACUCUCUAUCAUCUCCUUCAUCAUCAGCGCUUUCCAAUCACUCGAGAACGUUCUGAUCCGGAAAGAAUGCGCGCCUCUGGUCUCGAUAUCUGUGUGGCACAACCUGGCUAGUGAAGAAUCGAGAAAUCGUAUAAUUGCCAAGGCCCCUACGCUGAAAAAGGCAUGGAAGGCUUCCGGGAAAAGAUACGACGCGGGUGAUGAUGCCGCCAAGGCGAAGAUGCGAUUCGAGCGCUCAUGGCUGUAUACAAUGCUCUUGGACUUCAUCCAAAGGCUCAAUUCACCCGAACAGGCCGAUAACCUGCUAUACUGUGAACGAUUUUUGGAAUUAUUGGUCGAUCUUGAAAGUCAGCUUCCUACUCGGCGCUAUGUGAAUACAUUGUUGAAGGAUCUCAACCUCCUGGCUGUUAUUCGCCUUUCACAGCUCUAUCGCGAGCCUGGAAACGCCCUUUUGCGCGAUUUCCACGGUCUUCUCAAGCACUUUGUUGAGUUCGCGAUUGAUGAUUACACCGGCGAGGCUCUCACCCCACAGGGUGUCUAUGAUAUUCAUAGCCAGGAGUUGGCUCAGUUGCAGAGAACCUCGAUGAAGCUCUUCAAAGACAAGCUCAUGAUCCUCGCACUGUCUAACCUAGGUUCUAUCGAGCAACGUUCUGAUCUCGAAGGGCAACUUUCUUCCCUAGAUGAUUCGGAACUCCAAACACUGAGCUCUGCUCUGGGAUUCCGCACAGUCUAUCCCAAGUCUGCUAACGUUAACCCGGGCCGCCAAUUCUACCUCGAGGUUCUAGCAUCAUUCUAUGAACGCAAGGUUCCAUUCCAGGAAGCUGUUGGGAAACUAAACCCGCUUCCAACGGAAGAGAACCUGUACGACCCGGCCUUGCUCAGAAAUGAGACAUAUGACGGAUCAAGGCCUCUGGCGAUCCCAAAACUGAACCUCCAAUACCUCAGCCUUGGAGACUUCCUUUGGCGUUCAUUCCUUCUGUACCGCUCGGAGGCUUUCUUCCAGAUUCGCAAGGACAUGGAGUCCGUCGUCAAGCGCAUGCAGCCUAAAUCAGUUCGUGAUGGAAGCCUGAAUUUCGAGGGCUUCUCCCGAAUGGCAAUCCCCAUUUCCAAGCCCGCCAUCAUUGAUGUCGCCCCGCCUAAGGUUGGCGCCACCAAUCCGGCCUUCGUUCGAGCUGAAAUUGCGAUCGAGGUAGGAAGACUUGCAGACAAUGUGAGAAAAGAAUGGGAUUCACUCCGUCCUGAUGACGUCGUAUAUCUGCUGGCAGUGCAAGGACAGGGCGCGGAUGCUCCCCGGAUGACCCAUCUGCGAACUGCUGAGAUUGUUCAAGUUCUAGAUGAGCAAGGUCGGGCCCUACGGCAGCACCCUGGCCAGGCCAAUGGACACUUACCGAGAGCCCGAUUGCGCCGCUUGAUUGUCCACUUGGAUGCGGCUGCCUUCAAAGCCGAUCAGGAUCAGCAGGCCCACGGCAAGCCUGACAUCUAUCCACUCAUCAACAUUGUUGCGCGACGAAAGGGCAGAGAGAACAACUUCAAAUCGAUUCUGCAGACCAUGCAAAGGCUCAUCGUCUCAGACAUGACACUCCCAUCUUGGCUUCAGGACAUUUUCCUCGGCUACGGAGACCCCGCCGGUGCGCAAUACACACAACUGCCCAAUCGGCUUCGUAAAAUUGACUUCCGUGAUACCUUCUUGGAUUGGUCUCAUUUGAUUGAGGCCGUGCCUGGCAUUGAGCCCUCAGGGGCGGAGAAUUCAAGCUUCGGUCCUCCAUACGUUCUUGAGUAUGAUGACCAGAAGCCAGCUGCCGAGCCACCGGCCCCUAAAAAGCGACGCCGCGAGCAACCCCAAGAAGACUCGGCUCCUUCCACCGUUCGCGUUUCCACAUACAAGCCUCCAAACCCUGGUCCAUAUCCCGUGGAUGCUCCCAAGUUGAACCAAGUGCGCUUCACUCCCGCUCAAGUGGAAGCAAUUGCAUCAGGAACACAACCAGGACUGACUGUCAUCGUUGGACCUCCUGGUACUGGAAAGACCGAUGUCACAACACAAAUCAUCAACAAUAUCUACCACAACUUCCCUAAUGAACGGACACUGCUCAUUGCCCACAGCAAUCAAGCACUCAACCAACUCUUCCAGAAGAUCAUUGCUCUCGACAUUGACGAAAGACAUCUCUUGCGUCUCGGCCACGGCGAAGAGGAACUGGACACCGAUUCUAACUAUAGCAAGCAUGGGCGAGUCGAAUCCUUCCUUGACAACCGUAAUGCCUAUCUAUCGGAAGUGAUGCGCUUGGCUGCAUCCCUAGAGGUGGAGGGUGCGCAUGGCAACUCAUGCGAAACGGCCGGUUACUUCAACACAGUCUACGUCCAGCCGACCUGGGCCAAGUUCUGGGAUCGAGUCAAGUCCGAGGAAGUUUCAACUGAAGACAUUGUUGCUUUGUUCCCAUUCCAUUCAUACUUCUCAAAUGCCCCCCAGCCCCUCUUCUCCACAGAAGCCACCAAGGAGUCUAUCCUUGACACUGCCUCUGGCUGUCAACGGCACAUUUCCAAGAUUUUCUCUGAAUUGGAAGACAUUCGGCCAUUCGAGAUUUUGAGACAACCACGGGACAAGGCGAACUACCUUCUUGUGAAAGAAGCCCGGAUCAUCGCGAUGACCUCGACCCACGCUGCAAUGCGCCGCCAGGAGAUUGCUGAUCUAGGCUUCCACUACGACAACGUGGUCAUGGAAGAGGCCGCCCAGAUCACUGAAGUCGAAAGCUUCAUCCCCAACGCUCUGCAAAACAUGCAGAAUGGAGAGCUUCCUCUCAAGCGUGUCGUUCUCUGUGGUGACCACUACCAGAACUCGCCCGUCAUUCAAAACAUGGCUUUCCGCCAAUAUGCCCACUUCGAGCAGAGUCUCUUUUUGCGACUAGCACGACUAGGUGUCCCCGUGAUCAACCUCGACAAGCAAGGGCGCGCAAGAUCCAGCAUCGCAGAGCUCUUCCGCUGGCGAUACCAGGAACUUGGCGACCUGCCUGUCGUGCAAACUGCACCAGAGUACCAGAAAGCCAACGCUGGCUUCCAGUUCGAUUACCAGUUCAUCAACGUUCCCGACUACCAAGGGACUGGUGAGCGUGAGCCGACUCCUCACUUCAUCCAAAACCUGGGCGAGGCCGAGUAUGCAGUGGCCAUGUACCAGUAUAUGCGUUUGCUCGGAUACCCGGCUUCCAAAAUCUCCAUCUUAGCUACGUAUGCUGGCCAAACGGCUCUGAUUAGGGAUGUGUUGAGUCACCGGUGCGGCAAGAACCCCAUGUUCGGAAUGCCAAAGAUUGUUACCACUGUCGAUCGUUACCAGGGAGAGCAGAAUGAUUACGUGAUCCUUUCUCUCACGCGUACCCGCAGCGUCGGCUAUCUCCGCGACGUCCGACGUCUCACGGUGGCGCUCUCCCGAGCCCGCCUGGGUCUGUACAUCCUCGGUCGUCGUGAAGUCUUCGAAUCAUGCUACGAGCUCAAGCCUGCCUUUGAUCUCCUGCUUCAACGCCCGGACAAGCUCAUGCUUUCCCCUGGUGAGAUGUUCCCGUCAGCCCGGGAUGCCAACGCUGCUGUUGGUGGCACCCCCAUGGAAAGUGUCGAGCAUCUUGGUCAGUAUGUCUUUGAGAUGACCCAGGCUAAGGUCAAGGCCAUGGGUGAUGGAGAUAUUGUAAUCGAGGACGCUGCCCCGGUUGAGGAGGAUGGCCUUUUGGAAGAAGACGAGGAUGAGCUUAUGGGUGCUGAUGACGAUGAGGAUAUUGUAUGA